This is a messenger RNA of Musa acuminata AAA Group (dessert banana), 1250 nucleotides long. Its product is annotated as WRKY transcription factor WRKY51-like. Lineage: Eukaryota; Viridiplantae; Streptophyta; Magnoliopsida; Zingiberales; Musaceae. Gene Ontology annotation, molecular function: DNA-binding transcription factor activity; sequence-specific DNA binding. The transcript is spliced from 3 exons. The record is from RefSeq and is a predicted model, not a curated record. Gene Ontology annotation, biological process: regulation of DNA-templated transcription. The coding region runs from base 150 to 1130 and encodes 326 amino acids.
GUCGUUGACUUGGAUUCUCCUUCUCUGUUUUCUCCCCAUAUAAUUCUCCUCCCCGUCGUCCGCCCCCCAACUUCUGCCGAGCUCUUCUCUCAGCUGAUCUCGAGCACUGCGAGUCUCCUUGGACGGUUGCUUGACCUCGUCGAGUUGUGAUGGCCGUCGAUCUGAUGGGCCUCGGGAAGAUGGACGAUCUGAUGGCGAUGCAGGAGGCGGCCGCCGCUGGGAUCCGCAGCUUGGAGCACCUCGCUUUGCAGCUCUCCACCCACCAACCACCACCGGACUGCCGCGAGAUCACCGACCUGAAGGUCUCCACGUUCAAGAGGGCGAUCUCCGUCGUAAACCGCACCGGCCACGCCCGCUUCCGCCGGGGUCCGGUCCCCGCUCCCCCUCCCCCUCCCCCUCCCGAAGUCGCUGCAUCGGAGACCCUGAGCCUGUUCGUUGAACCACCGAAGCCGCAGCAGCCGCCCCCCCAGCGUCCGGUUGUAGCGCCGAAGGCCCUCAACCUGGACUUCACCAACCCCAAAGGCGAACCCGCCGCGACGCCCGUGAACCUUAGCUUCGGCUCAUCGAGCACGACGUCAUCCGGCAAUUCGUCGUUCCUCUCGGCGGUCACCGGCGACGGCAGCGUCACUAACGGCAAGAUAGGGCCGGCCAUCCUCGCAGCGGCCGCCCCCUGCGUCGGGAAACCGCCUCUCUCAUCGUCCCACAAGAAGCGAUCCCUCGAUGAUGGCCACACCCACGGUCACGGUGAUGCAGCCGUGGGGAAGCACGCCGGCCCCGGCAACCGCUGCCACUGCUCCAAGAAAAAGAAGCAUCGGGUAAAAACGACGAUACGCGUGCCGGCGAUAAGCUCGAGGAACGCCGACAUACCGCCCGACGAGUACUCGUGGCGUAAGUACGGGCAGAAGCCGAUCAAGGGCUCCCCUUACCCAAGGGGAUACUACAAGUGCAGCAGCGUGCGCGGGUGCCCGGCGCGGAAGCACGUGGAGCGGGCGCCCGACGACCCUUCGAUGGUGAUCGUGACGUACGAGGGGGAGCACCGGCACGCCCUGAACCCGAUGGCCAUCUCAACCGACGGCGUGGUCGUCGACCCGCCUAACCAGGGCGGCUCAUCCUUCAGAGGUCCCUUUUGAGCCGCGGGAAUCCUACGUCUCCCUUUCUUUCGAGGAUUUGUGGUAGAUCUGUAAAUUAGGCGAAUAGGAAAGAAAACAGUUCAAAAAAAAAAAAAAGCUGGGUUUGAUGAUUUCAUCGUA